GCGGUUGGCGGCGGCUCGGCAGGGCCCGCAGCACCGCGCAGCCCUUCCCUCCCCUCCGCCGGCCCGGGGGCUCCGGUCCCCUCCUCCGGUGCUGACAUCAACCCGGCCGUUACGGACACAUCUAUUUAUACCCUCUUCCCCCCGCCCGAGCGGCUGAUAUCGGAAGAGUGAUGUGAAUACAAUACGAUUCCAGGAAUCCCUCACUUCCUGGAACAGAUUAAAAGAGGCAAACAAAAGAUUACUUAGUAGGUUGGGGUUUUUUUCCCCCCCCUCGCAGCUUCAUUACUUCUGGAGUCAGGGAAGAAGCAGGUUGCUGCUCUGCCGGCUCUCUUUCCCCAAGCAUUCGGGGAGAUAUUAUUUAUUGGUAUAUAUUUAUUAUUAUUAUUUCAGAGCCCUCUGGAUUUUUUUUCCCCUAAAAUACUGCUCUGAAGGAAGAUUAGUUCCUCUUUAAAUAGACGUAAUUUUCAUUUUCUCUGGUUAUUUUUAAAAGCUAUUUGUUGUUGCUUUCUGAAAAGCAGAACAAGACUGCAUUAUUUGCCAAAGCACUGACAGUGCCCACGUUUUCUGGCCAAAGUUGCUAAACAAUCCGCGAAGUCUGGGACAGCCGGAGUCGCCUUCUGCUCGGCUUUUUCCGUGUCUGAAACACAACCCAGUGCGAAGGGGCUCGCUGGGACUCCCCAGUCUUACUGUGAACCCCUAACUAGGGGCUGGAACUAGCCUGCUGCUUCUGGGAACAAAAAUAAAAAGGAGACGAGAAGGAAAACAAGAGGAGGAAACAUUUCCCACCUUCUUGAAGACUUAAUGCUUUUCCCUUGGUCCAGGAGUGACAUGAUUCUCUGUGUUCAGGGACCUCAUCCUUUGCUGGCGGAGGAGAAGAUCAGGAGACUGUCACUCGGGGGCACUGCAGUGGAUUUGCCAGAGCCAAUCAUGCAGCCUCUCCCAGUUAUGGCCUUCCAGGAGGAGUCUGCACCUACCUUUGCAGCACCAGUUCCAGACAGCAACCCCCCUCAGACACGAGACCCUGAAGAAGACCUUCUCUGCAUUGCAAAAACCUUCUCCUAUCUGCGAGAAUCUGGUUGGUACUGGGGGUCUAUCACUGCCAGUGAGGCCAAGCAGCAUCUCCAAAAGAUGCCUGAGGGCACCUUCCUGGUACGGGACAGCACCCACCCCAGCUACCUCUUCACGCUCUCUGUCAAGACCAACCGAGGUCCCACCAACGUGCGCAUUGAAUACACUGACAGCAAGUUCCGGCUGGACUCAAACUACUUGUCCAAACCUCGUAUCCUGGCCUUCCCAGAUGUGGUCAGUCUUAUCCAGCAUUAUGUCAUGUCCUGCACGAUGGAAAGCAAGAGUGAGGCUCCUUACCCGCCUCCGUCUCCUCUACCUCCCAUGCAAAAAGAGAUGGCAGCAGCUGCAGUACACUUGAAACUCAUCCGCCCGCUCAGCCGCAAGGACAACAUCCCCAGCUUGCAGCACCUGUGCCGGCUACGGAUUAACAAGUCGACAGCCGACGUGGACCAGCUCCCUCUGCCCAGGCGGAUGGGGGACUAUUUGAAGCAAUACCCUUUCCAGCUCUGAAGCAUGGCCGUUGUAUCUCAGGCAUGACAAACAGGGACAGGAAUAAGAGAACUUUGUGUCUUUGUCCCACUGAAGUGCAGUGUCAGGUGGGCACAGUAAAGACCUGAUUAUCAUCAGAGACUGCAUCCAUCUUUCCUCUCCCCUUCUCUCUAAAACCAUUCCAGCACCAGGGAGGAGUUGGUUGCUUCAGUGAAAACGGGACACAAUCUGAACUCUGAACCUCAGGCUGCGCCGACAGUGGCUGUGAGAAAGUGCUGUGGGCAUGUGCACACUACUUGAAUCUCAGAGUUGCUGUGACACCAGAAAUGUUAACAUUGUUAUUUUUGCUAUUUAUUUCCAUGGUAGUUUCUCUCCUCGUGGUAUUUUAAAAGCACCUUUUACUUUAUUAUUUUUUGUUUCUUCUUCUCUUGUGGAAUUAGAGAUAAAGGCUCCCAGCUAAUGGGCAGCCAAAAAUCUGUGGGAAUUUGGAUUUGGAUUCACAUCCAAAUAGUACCUGUUUGAGCCCGUCCCUGUAAGAUGUCACAGGAGUCCACAUCCAAGCUCCCCCAGACUUCUGGGGUAUGUGGGACUCAGAUGACUGUAUCUAGACCCACCUCUACAGAGGUCAAGAAUAUCUUUUUUUCUUCCUUAGCUACAGAGGGCUGGGUAUUUAAAAGCUCAAACCGCAGUGGUAGCAGCUUGUGCACCUGCCAGGGAUGCAUGCUGCAUCACAGGUUGUGGGCAGGAGACUUCUUUGAGGAAACCCUUCUUUCUUAAGAGCUCUACACAGAGAUUCUGGAUAUUGAGCUGGCCAAGGAGCACUCAUCCCUUUUUUUUUCCAUCUUCCCCAUCUCUGAAGGAAGCUUUUAACAAAACAUUUAGAAACAAGUAAUCAGAAGCCAAACUUUCUUAUUUGCAGGCAGAGGGACUUGGUUUCAGAGCACUCUGCAUUUAGCUUGUGUUUUUAAAGUGCUGUUCCCUGACACUGCCCUUGCCUUGUGAGACCUGGGGCAAGAAUGAGGUCUCCUUGGCCAGGAGUUCAGAGGCAUGUCUGCUGAGGUGCACCGAAGACACACAGGGCUUCAGGAUACUUAUUUAUUUCUGAGGGGUAACAAGUGAGAAACACCUCAGAAGAAAGAGCUGUCCUUCCUCUCUGCUAACACAAUGCCAAACUGCCAGUCGCUUUGCUUCUGCCAGCAGCAUUCACAAGCCACAUGGCUUCAAUCAGAGCCAGGCUCUAGCACACACACUGGAAAUCACAACUCAACUUCUCUGUUUGCCAAGACUCCCCUUCUCCAACUUGCAUGUUUGUCUUAAAUUGAUGUUUUGCUCUGGGUUUCUUGCACCCCAUCCCUUUCACACCCCUGCAAAUGAAGCACAAAGGCUCUCCCUCACUCUCUUGUGGAAAGGAGGGAUGAACAGCAGAUGACAUUUGCCCAAAACCAAAUACAGAGGAGUUGCUCCUUCCUCUUCAUUCACAUGAACCUAUCACCUUCCCAGCCUGUAGGAGCCAGUUCACACCACGGAGCAAGAGUCAAGAAGGGAACUGACAGGUUCAGAAAUUAUCUUUCAGAAAUUAUCUUUUGGCUUCUUUUGUCCCUAAGACCCCAUACUUUCAUCAAGCAUGAAUCAAUGUUAAGGUCCUCAUUCAUCCCUCGCUGGGGCUGUCUCUCUAAGGUUCUGUAAAUUAGAAGAAACAAAUCCCAGUCAUACCUGAGGGUAGAAAGAAGAGGUGGAAAAGGAUGGGAUGGUGACCCAGGAGACAAGCUCAAAAGAUGGGUGGGACUUUCUUUCACCCUAACUUAAAGCUGCCCAAAGGGACAAGAUGGCCUGAUGUGUUCAGUGUCCUUUUUUUUUUUCCUCUUCACAUUUAUACAAGUUUGUGCUCUUGCAAGCUUUGUUUUUGAUACUUUGAUGAUUGACAGCGUGCAUGUGUGAUGUCAGGUUUGUUUUUCAUUACCUCCUUCCCCCUUGCCCCUUACGGCCGCAACAAUGGGAAGGUAUCAAAUGAGAAUGAAAACUUAGAAUAACUUUUUCUUUUUUAAUUUAAACAAUAUAAAACAUAAACCACUGAAAAGGCUUCCUUUUAUCCAAACACCUCUAUCUGCCUGAGGACACUGGGAACAAGGAAACCAUAGCUCUUCAAAGAGCAGCAGUGAUCUCAGGAAGCCCACAUAGCUUGGCCACAGGCUUGGUAUCUACAGCAUGUGAAAGAACAGUUUGAGAAAUGUACAGCGGGAAAGGGCAAGUUGUUCAGCUCUGAAACUUGCCUCCUACUUGAUCUUUACUAUGUUGCAGGUAACAAGGAAAUCAGGCUCAUAGGUUUGACCUCAUUGCUCCAAGAGAGCCUGGCUGAAAUGGCAGAAGCAUGUAACAGGAAUGAAUGACUGGUUACUCCUUCAGCAGGAUGGUGCAGAGGCUAAGCUGAAGGCUGUAAGCUCAUGUGGGCAGGGACCAGCUCUAUGUUUGUUUCACAUCUAGCACAAUAGGGUUCUCUAGGUGCUACUGCAAUACAAAGAAUAAACAAUACAGUUACUCCAAAAAGUCAGUUUCUUCUAUCUUGAGACAGUUUGUUAAAAAUAAUUUGACUUGGAUUUUAAAUAAACAUUUUAAGUAUA
Molecule: messenger RNA, 4175 nt
Organism: Apus apus (common swift)
Lineage: Eukaryota; Metazoa; Chordata; Aves; Apodiformes; Apodidae
Gene: CISH
Product: cytokine inducible SH2 containing protein
Exons: 3
Coding region: 802-1578 (258 amino acids)
Biological process (GO): intracellular signal transduction; phosphatidylinositol phosphate biosynthetic process
Cellular component (GO): phosphatidylinositol 3-kinase complex
Molecular function (GO): 1-phosphatidylinositol-3-kinase regulator activity
Source: RefSeq, a predicted model, not a curated record